AUGGCUGCCACACAGGAGCAGCGAUGUGUAUACUGUAAUGAAAAUCAUCAGGUGUACACUUGCAGCAAGUUCGCUGCCUUAACUCCUUACGCUCGGUACGAAGCAUCAAGAAAUGGUGGUUGGUGUACUAAUUGUUUAAAAAGGAGCCACCGAUCGUCCAAGUGCACGUCUCAACCGUGCCGCAAUUGUAAGCAAAGGCACCAUACGCUUUUGCAUUUUGAGAAAGGUAAUAAUCCUUCUGAUCAAACUAAUGGACUUCAAGUUUCGUCACAUUUUGCUACGAGUACUACGAGCAUGCAUACUCAAUCAUCGUCACAAGCGGUAUUAGCCACUGCUAUCGUUGAUUUUGUUAAUAGUCAAGGUAAAACUAAACCUUGUCGUGUAUUUUUAGACGCGGGUUCUCAGGCACAUUUUAUAACUGAGGACGUUGCAAACUUUUUAAAUUUAGUUAAAAAGCCUACUAACAUUUUUGUCACAGGCAUCGAUAAUACUUCUACUAAUGUUAACUUCUCUGCACGUGUUACAUUGCGUUCUCGUGUCAGCAAAUAUGAAAAAACGACUGAUUUUUUAAUUAUACCUCAGAUCAGCCAAACGAUGCCUUCUAUUACUAUUAAUCAGGCUGCGCUCGACAUACCAAAAAAUAUCCAGCUAGCAGAUCCUGACUUCUUCAGGCCUUCCAAGGUAGAUGCAUUGAUUGGAGUUAAAUUAUUUUAUAAAUUGCUCAGCGUUGGGCAAAUAUUAUUAAAAAACCACCCUGAGGCGGUACUUCAAAAAACACAAUUGGGUUGGAUAGUUGCCGGUGAGUUCAAUCAAUUUCCUCAGGCUGCAAGUGUAUCUUGUCAUAUGGCUGUUCAGUCAGACCCUCCAGAUGUAAACUUAACUCGUUUUUGGGAGCUUGAGGAGCUUUCAGAUGCUGUGGUCCUGUCACCAGAAGAAAAGACUUGUGAAGAACAUUAUUCUCGCUAUACCAAGAGAAAUGCUGAUGGAAGGUAUGAAGUUAGAUUGCCAUUCAACAAUAAGAAGUCGGCUUUGGGUGAGUCUUACUCGUCUGCGCUAAGACGUUUCUAUGCAUUGGAGCGAAAGUUUCAGCAGAAGCCUGAUGUUCGAGAUGAUUAUGUGACUUUUUUGAACGAGUAUAUAUCUUUGGGACAUAUGUCACUGGCCAAUGAUCAAGAAGCAAAAAAUAAAGGAUUCUUCCUUCCUCAUCAUGCUGUUUUAAAGGAAGACAACGUAACUACAAAAGUUCGCGUUGUUUUUGAUGGUUCUGCUCGAACUUCUACCGGGGUUUCAUUAAACGAUACUCUCAUGUUUGGACCUAAACUACAAGAUGAUUUAUUUAUUAUUCUCAUGCGCUUUCGUUCUCAUACUUAUGUGCUUACUGCAGACGCUGAAAAAAUGUAUCGGCAAGUGCGUGUUAAUUACGACGAUGCCCAAUAUCAAAAAAUUCUGUAUCGCGCAUAUUCAAUUGAGCCUAUUCAGACAUAUGUGCUUAAUACAGCAACAUAUGGCACUACUAGCGCUUCGUAUUUAGCUAUUAAAACUUUAUUUAAAUUAGCUGAAGAUGAGCAAAAUAAUUUUCCUAUCGCAGCUCAAGUGCUGCGCAGAGACUUUUACGUGGAUGAUUGA
Messenger RNA from Microplitis demolitor, 1626 nucleotides. RefSeq lists its product as uncharacterized. The coding region runs from base 1 to 1626 and encodes 541 amino acids. Lineage: Eukaryota; Metazoa; Arthropoda; Insecta; Hymenoptera; Braconidae. The transcript has a single exon. The record is from RefSeq and is a predicted model, not a curated record.